AUGUCAAUUGACCUCGAAUGGGACAAACUGGAUUCUUCUCUGUCAACGAAACUGGUCGAGAUCCUUAACAGACAGCUAACCUCAACCUCUCGCCCGUCCUUUAUCGGUCCAGUGGAAGUCACUUCCCUUGAAUUCGGCUCUACGGCACCUGACGUUGAGUUGGUCGAUUUGCGAGACAUAUACCGCGAUUUUAUCGAAGAUGACGAUGAAGAAAAGGAUCCGGUGAAGGUGACGGAGGGUGGGGACGAUGAUGACGAGUUUGAAUGGGUGUCACGACGGGCAGCGCACAAAGAGGAACGCCUUGCCUACCAACAGCAAACCUCAGGCCAUCUGCGUUAUGCGCCUCGCACGGGUUCUGCUGACAUGUACACUUCUGCUCCAUCCCUGCACAUGCCGGGGGAUAUGUGGAAUCCAGGAUUCCAGAGCAUGGUUGAUUUUCGACCAGGAUUCACAACCUGGCCCAAUACUCCGGGAUAUCGCAGCCCUACCAAAGCAGCGGCGCCCGUGUCCCUCCAUUUCAGUAUCAACUGGAAUUCAGACUUGCGCAUAACGUUGACGACUUCUUUGCUUAUUAACUAUCCUUCUCCCAUGUUCAUGUCGCUUCCAAUCAAGCUCUCUGUUACUGGUCUCAUCUUUACAGGCGAGAUUGCUGUUGCAUAUGAAGGGGAGUGUAGGCGGGUGCAUCUGUGUAUACUGGAUGAAUUGGAUCCCUAUGGUCCGGCUGGGGAUCGCCCAAAACGCGACCCAGCUAGCAGUACCCCGCCGGAACUCGACGACGACUCUAAUGUCAGUGAAAACAGACUGUCUAAACCCCUUCCUAUAGGACAACGUCUCCUUCCGUCCAUCUAUAUCGAGAGCGAGAUAGGACAAACAGAUAAGCACGUACUCAAAAACGUGACGCGCGUGGAAAGAUUUAUCCAAGAUGUUAUUCGGAAGACCGUCGAGGAGGAGUUGGUGUUCCCUAACUUCCACACAUUGAUUAUGAGCGAGCCAUAG
Guyanagaster necrorhizus is the source of this 996-nucleotide messenger RNA. RefSeq lists its product as uncharacterized. The record is from RefSeq and is a predicted model, not a curated record. Bases 1 to 996 code for a protein of 331 amino acids. Lineage: Eukaryota; Fungi; Basidiomycota; Agaricomycetes; Agaricales; Physalacriaceae. Gene Ontology annotation, cellular component: ERMES complex. Gene Ontology annotation, molecular function: lipid binding. Gene Ontology annotation, biological process: phospholipid transport; mitochondrion organization. The transcript is spliced from 2 exons.